UCUCCAUCCCCGUUCUUACCCCUCUCCCCACACCUCCCCCCGUCCCUUGUCUCCUUUCCCUUUCUUGUCCCAGUACCAGUCCCUUCCUCAGGUACAGCUCGGGGCUUUCCCGGAAAGCAGUGGCGGAGCUGAAGAAUAAAAGUCUGUGAGUCACUGGAGCGGUGUGCCAGUGAUUCCUUGCCGCUGCUGCAUCCCGAGCUGCUUUCCCGAUGAGCCGCCGCGUCCUCUCCAUUCUCUCCCUGACUGCAGGGGUGUCCAUGGCCAUGGCUUCAGCAGGCUUCCAGCUCCUCUGCCAGGGAGGUGAGCACCCUGAGGAGAAAAAGGCCAGCAAGAAAGAGGAAAAGGCAACCAUGAGCUGCCUGGGGAAAAGCAGAAGGCAUAUCAAGCCGUGCAACCUGAGCUGGUGGGAGAAUGAUCUGGGCUCCAAGAUGCAAGUGUUCAAGGUUGGCAAGGAUGGAACUUUGUCUGGCGAGUACCACAUUGCCGUGUCAAGCACUGAGGAACCCAUCCGGCUGUCCCAACUGACUGGCUCCCAGCACCUGGAUGAGGAUGAACAGUGCACCUUUGGCUUCACUGUCAACGGGAAGAAGUUCUCAGACUCCACAGCUGUCUUCGUGGGCCAGUGCUUCAAUGGGGAUGAUGGGAAGGAGGUCCUGCACACCUCCUGGCUGCUGCGGGAGAAAGUCGACUCGGAGUCAGAUGACUGGAAAGCCACCAGAACAGGCCACAACAACUUCAGUCGAAUAGGCUGAAAGGGGGGAGAAGCAUCCUAUCCUGGACACACUCAGGAGACAGGAGUCCCCUCAGCAGGAUCAGUGUGUACCAGCCUGCCCUGAUGUUUCCAGCUCUGGAGGAGGAUGUCUCAAAAAACACAAAAUAAAAUUAAA
Molecule: messenger RNA, 887 nt
Organism: Vidua chalybeata
Lineage: Eukaryota; Metazoa; Chordata; Aves; Passeriformes; Viduidae
Product: avidin-like
Molecular function (GO): biotin binding
Source: RefSeq, a predicted model, not a curated record